AUGCCAAGACCGCCCAUCACCUGGGGCGUCUCCAGUCGUCAUCCGCCGUUGGCCACCCACUGCGCGUCCGUGCGCCUUUUCUCCCCGUCGGAGCCCGGCUCUACCGGCAAUUCUUGUUGUGCGAAAUACAGUUGGUUGCAACUGAAGAAAGGCGUUCCCCUUGACGAGGUUUUGCGCAAGCUGCUGACGGGGCCCGUCCUCGUGUGGAAUCGUGGAUGGGGCUGGUUCGAUUGA
Molecule: messenger RNA, 234 nt
Organism: Penicillium subrubescens
Lineage: Eukaryota; Fungi; Ascomycota; Eurotiomycetes; Eurotiales; Aspergillaceae
Exons: 2
Coding region: 1-234 (77 amino acids)
Source: RefSeq, a predicted model, not a curated record